AGAAGGAGCCGAACCGAACCGGACCGGACCGGACCGGACCGGACGGAGGGUUCAUUAGUCCGGCCUGGAGCCGCUGCGGCCUCCGCUUGGUGGUUUGAAGGAGUUUAAGUUUGCGAUGAGGAGGGAGCUCCUCCUGUUCGCUUCCAGCGGGGCCAUGGAGGAGCUGGUGACAGAGCUUCGCCUGUUCCUGGACCUGCUGGAUCGGGAAUACCUGAGUGCCGGGGUCCGGGAAAAGAAGGUGCACCUGUCCAACAUCCUGAAUCGUGUCCUUUCAGAAAAAGAACCUUCCUUCAAGUCUGAGAUCCACAGCGGCAUGCCGGCCCCUCCUCAGAUGCCCCUUCCCGACAUUCCCCACCCCUGGCUGGCUCCAAACAGCGACCCCCCCCCUCUGCCCAGCUCCUCGCUCCCAGAAGGUUACUAUGAGGAGGCAGUUCCUCUAAGUCCUGGAAAGGCUCCUGAGUACAUCACCUCCAACUACGACUCGGACGCCAUGAGCAGCUCCUAUGAAUCCUACGAUGAAGAAGAGGAAGAUGGGAAGAGUCAGAAGAUGCGUCACCAGUGGCCAUCAGAGGAGGCGUCCAUGGAUCUGGUGAAAGACGCCAGAAUCUGCGCCUUCCUGCUGCGUAAGAAGCGUUUCGGCCAAUGGACCAAACUUCUGUGCGUCAUCAAGGACAACAAGCUGCUGUGCUACAAAUCAUCUAAAGACCAGACGCCACAGAUGGAGCUGAGCCUGUCGGGAUGCAGCAUCGUCCACGUCCCUAAAGACGGCAAGAAGAAGAAGCACGAGCUGAAGAUCGUUCACCAGGGGGCAGACCCGCUGGUCCUGGCAGUGCAGAGCAAAGAACAAGCCGAGGAAUGGCUGAAGGUGAUGAGGGAGGUGUGUGUUAAUGGAGGCGCUGAUCCGGACGGCGCUGCAGCGGGAUUAGCCGUCCUCAGAGCAGAACCAGACAAGAAAGCGUCAUGUGACCGUCCAAGCUCAGAUGGCGAAGCAGGUCAUGAAAAUGGGCUCAGCGACGGCAAAGACCAAGGAAAAACAAAGAAAAGCUCCAAAUCCGAGCAGAAAAUUGGGACCGUUGGAAAAGGAGCUGGAAAGAAGAUCACCAAGAUCAUCGGCCUCGGGAAGAAGAAGCUGUCCACGGAUGAACAGACGUCCUCUGCAGAGGAAGAUUUUCCUACCUGCGGCUACCUGAACGUGCUCUCCAAUAACCGCUGGCGGGAGCGCUGGUGCCGCCUGAAAGACAACCAGCUGCUGCUCCACAAGGACUGUGACGACCUGAAGAGCCACGUCGCCUCUCUGCCGCUCCGAGGCUGCGAGGUCAACCCUGGCCUCGAUCACAAACACCCCUUUGCCUUCCGUCUGCUCCGUAACGGCCAGGAAGUAGCGGUGCUGGAGGCCUCCUCCUCUGAGGAAAUGGGCCGCUGGUUGGGAGUGUUACUGGCUGAGACGGGCUCCAACACCGACCCGGCCACCCUGCAUUACGACUACAUCGAUGUGGAAACCACCGCCAACGUCAUCCAGUUAGCAAAGCAGUCCUUCUGUUUCACCAGUAAGCGCGCCGUGUCUCCCAGCCCAUACCGGGACGGCCAACUCAACGGCUACGCCUGCCCCUCUAGCACGGCGCUGCACUAUGACGAUGUCCCCAUUAAUGGACUGUUCAGAGGGAAGAAAGCGGCGAGCAGCAACGGCGCUGCCUCCAAGCAGAAAGUGGACCCAAAGAGUCAGACCAAGAAGAGUGGCGCUACUGGGACCAACGAGACGGCAUCUGUGAAACGUAACAGCUCCAAUGCAGAACAGUGCAAGUAUGGCAAGAACCGCGUUGAGGCCGACGCCAAGCGGCUGCAGGCCAAAGAGGAAGAGCUGAUGAAGAGGAAGCAGGAGAUUAGGAACCAUCUGACCCAGCUGAAGAAGGAGAGGACAGACCUGCGUGCUGCUGUGGAGGCUGCUGCAGGCAAGCGUUCGCAGGCGGCGCUGGUGGAGCGCUUGAAGAAGGUGGAGGACCAGUGCAAACUGAAGGAGGAGGAGAGGGUUAACCUGGAGCUGGAGCUGACCGAGGUCAAGGAGAGUCUAAAGAAAGCGCUGAGCGGGGGUGUGACCCUGGGCCUGACCAUCGAACCCAAAGCCGCUGCCUUCGGCCCACAGUCUCCAGCCGUGAUGCGGCGAACACAGGAGUCCUCCCCCUUCUCCAGCUGCGACACUAGCGACACGGAAUCCUGCACACUGCCGGUCAACAGCGCAUCGCUGCUGCGCCGGCAGCAGAGCAACCAGAAGCCCUCGACGGUCAGAGGACACGUCCUCAGGAAGGCAAAGGAAUGGGAGCAGAAGAGUGGCACAUAAACCAGGACCCUUCUCCAUCGGCCUCACAUUUGCUCCUUUCUGCUGCAGAAAUUGUGUAUAUAUUUAUUGUAAACUGCUCCUACAGUCAGAGCGUGCAGAAGAGGACCCAGAGACGGCAUCGCUGAAACCAGAUCGUACCAAUGCACCCGGCGGCAGGGGGGACUUUGAUGCUCUCUAGCAGGAUUAGUGAUUUCUGAAAACGCAGACACAGUUAAUACUUUUUACAGUUUGGUGAUGCAGUUUGAAAGGAAACCAAAAUAAGUAUUUAUUUGUAUAUGUUUAAAGGAAAUACUGACUUUCCCUGUUUUUAUUUAUGCUGAUUUUUUGUUUUAUUUGUGACUCUUUACCAGCAAGUUUUAUUUUUUAAUCGCUGAGUCCAUCAGGGUCAAAAUAACAGACACCCACCUCCAAAUUGUCCCAAUAACACCAAAUAAAUAGGGUUUGAAUGCAGGAGAGAAAUGGAGAUCAGAAUGAAACAUGGAACCAUGAUCCAUAAAGUAGGCGACGCAGCAGCAGAUCUAAACCAGGCGACUGAUUCAAAAUAUUCUCAUUCAAUCAUUUAAUCUGUUUGGAGACAAAAGUUGAAUUUAAUCAAAGCUGCUCUGACUUCCUGAAGCCAGAACUAGAACCUAAUGAACAAAAAAGCUUCUGAGAGGGGAUAAUGAGUGUGUAGCGGCCGCUCCCAUCGCCCCCUGGUGGCUGGUCCAGAUUGUUACAGCCUUCUUAAUGAUUAAUGUUAUUUAAGUUUUCGGUCAGAGAAGAUUUAAUUUUUAGAAAAUGUGACUUUCUUUCUGCCAUUUUCCUCGUGGGCCUCUUAGCUCAGACUGGCAUCAGUUUAUAAACAGCUUUUGACGUUCAUCUGGUUUAUUUUCAUGGUUUGUUUCAGAAGCAGGAAAACAUUUUAUUGACCUUUGAACUUAGCUGCACUCCCAGAGGAGAAGAUUGAAACACAGUAACGUUUGUUGUUAGUCGGUCUCUCUAAACUGGAAGCAGCGUUUUGGGAUCAACAUUUAGGCUUCUGCUCCACUUUGAUCUUUUACUUUAUGACAUCACAGGUGAUUAUUUCGAAGGGAAAGUUUCCGUUUGUGUCAAUGAAGCUCAGAAGUUUCUCUGUCUGUAGCUCAGCUGGAAUGAAAACCAGCCUGACGGCUUGUUGCCCCGGAAACACAUUAAGCAAACCUCUUCUAAAGGAAACCAAACGUCUUGAUCUGUUAAACAGGCUCUUCCCAGGUAACAACGCAGGCAAAGAAUAAAGAAAAAUCUGGGAAUUGAUUUCAUUAGCCUCUAAAUACUGGAAGCAGCCAGUGAGACUGUGCACAACAAUGUGUCACCACGAGGCAACAAACCUGAGCACUGAAGCACAUCCUGUUGGACCAGAACUACAUCAGUUAUUGUAGCUUCAUUUUUCACUCAACAGCUAAAUAUUAAAACAUUAAACAUCAUUUAUUUACCUAAACUAGACCAAGUGGAUGUAAAACUUCAUCCAGGAGGCGACGGAAACAUGUUGGAUCCUUCGAACUGAUGGAUGCAGGUCGCUGAGUCUGUUGAACAUCCUGCUGCAGUUUUCCAGUCAAACAGACUGACUCCAUCUUUAAUUACGCUCCUAACGAGCGCCGCCAUGUGUGACAUCAUCACCUCCUCAAAGAUCAGCUUAGUGAACCAGACUCUCCAUGGUUCGUUUGAAAUGUUGAAUGUUGUUUAUAUAGAAAUAUUGCAUCAGCUCUCUGAAUGUUAUUCUCUAUCUGUCGCUCACUCCGUUACCAUGACGACAGCAGCAUAAUGGGAGCUUAAUGGUCCCAGUAUUGGGUGGCCUGCUGUGGGUUUUUGCAGCACCUUAUAUGUUUUCUUUUCUGUUGUAUAUCUCAGACAGUCUCCACCUCGGGGACACAUUAGCCUGACAGAAUAAACGUCUGUGACCACAAACACA
Messenger RNA from Cyprinodon tularosa, 4262 nucleotides. RefSeq names its product actin filament associated protein 1 (gene afap1). Lineage: Eukaryota; Metazoa; Chordata; Actinopteri; Cyprinodontiformes; Cyprinodontidae. Gene Ontology annotation, molecular function: SH2 domain binding; SH3 domain binding. The transcript has 17 exons. The record is from RefSeq and is a predicted model, not a curated record. The coding region runs from base 116 to 2335 and encodes 739 amino acids. Gene Ontology annotation, cellular component: cytosol.